Messenger RNA from Nothobranchius furzeri (turquoise killifish), 12210 nucleotides. It is a transcript of the gene dchs1b, whose product is annotated as dachsous cadherin-related 1b. The record is from RefSeq and is a predicted model, not a curated record. Gene Ontology annotation, molecular function: calcium ion binding. Gene Ontology annotation, biological process: homophilic cell-cell adhesion. Gene Ontology annotation, cellular component: plasma membrane. Lineage: Eukaryota; Metazoa; Chordata; Actinopteri; Cyprinodontiformes; Nothobranchiidae.
GUGUGGCUACCCGAACCCGAAUAAAUUAGCAGUCGGUAAACGAGGGGGAGGAUGUGCGGCGGAGGAGGGGAUGGAGAGGAGCAGGGGGCUGGGCCUGGUGGCUGGCUGUGGAGUCGGCUUUCAGUGGGAGAGGCGCACGGUCCCCCCUGAAGCGGCUUCGUCACACCGCGGCUGACUGGAUGCUGAGGGAAGAGGACCGAGACUCCGGGCUGAGCAGCACAGGAGGAUCCCUAAAACAUCUGUCAGCGGAUCCACAUGCGCGCACCUGAUCCGGAGACAGGCAACACCGGUGGAGUCCCCUAACCUGCUGGUUAACUGGAUUAAACAGCUGGUGGAUUUGAAACAGCUGCUUUUUCAUUCGUUCUUUUAUUUGGAUACAACAGCCCAGAAAAUAUAUAGCUCCCUGAAGCUUGACUGUUGAGCUCCAUUCAGGAUUUUGUCCUGGCUGUCGUUUGGGGGAGACUGGAAACCCGUUUGCAUACUAAUCAGGUUUCAGAGCGGGCAUCCAGAGCAGACUGGACCCAAUGAAUGUAUAUGCCCAGUCAUGCCAAUAUUAAGUAAAAGGUCAAGACGGAGGGCUUGGGUCAGCGGACCCUGCUUGUGUUCGACUUUGGGCCAACAGAGGCUGGUGAUUUAUUUCUUUCUCAUCCUGAUUCGGUCAGCAACUGUUCUUGGAGCGCUGGAGCUUCAGCUGGAUGAAGGCCAGCCAGCAGGGACCAUAGUUGGAGAUAUCAGUGCGGGAUUGCCACCCGGUGAAACAGCAACCCUUUACUUCAUCUCUGACCAUGAGGGUAAAGCAGUUGGCAGCGACCUCCAUAUAGACGAGACCACGGGCAUCAUUACAACAGCGCGCACUCUGGACCGUGAGGAGAGGGACCACUACAGCUUCAUCGCUGUGACGAUGACGGGCACCACCAUUGAGGUUUCUAUCACUGUUAACGACAUCAAUGAUCACGCUCCUGUUUUCCCCAAAAAGAAGGUUGUUCUUAAGAUCCCUGAACACACUGCAGUGGGGACGAGGUUUUCCCUGGACCCUGCGACCGAUUCCGACAAAGACCAGCUGACCACUCAAGGCUAUGCUAUUAAAGAGGGAAACGUCGGCCAGACAUUCAGACUUGAGACUAAACGAGGUGCUAACAAGGUCUUGUAUCUAGAUUUAGUGGUCAAUGGAAUUCUGGAUAGAGAGAAACGCUCGUCGUACUCACUGGCUGUAGAAGCUUUUGAUGGGGGCUCGCCCAGGAGGGUUGGAUCUCUGACUCUGGAAGUGACAGUAACUGACAUCAACGAUCAUGCCCCCGUCUUCAACCAGAGCCGAUAUCAUGCAAUCAUCUCUGAGAGUCUCCCACAAGGAAGCAGCAUUCUGCAGGUGUUUGCUACAGAUGACGACGAGGGCGACAAUGGUCUCAUCCUUUAUGAAAUCAACCGCCGUCAGAGCGACCCUGACCGCUACUUUGUCAUUGAUUUAAAAUCAGGGGUCAUCACUCUAAAUAGACCUCUGGACUUUGAGCUGAAGAGGGUCCAUGAACUGGUGGUCCAAGCCAAAGAUAAUGCCAGCCAGCCUGAGGUGACCAAUGCGUUUGUUACCAUUCAUGUCCGUGACUUCAAUGACAACCAGCCCACCAUGACCAUCAUCUUUCUCAGUGAGGAUGGCUCCCCAAGAAUUUCAGAGGGAGCCCAACCAGGCCAGUAUGUAGCUAGGAUAUCAGUCACCGACCCAGACUAUGGAGAGUACGCCAACGUUAACGUCUCCCUUGAGGGGGGUGAUGGGAAGUUUGCUCUCACAACCAAAGACAGCAUCAUUUACCUGAUAUAUGUAGACCAGAUAUUGGACAGAGAAGAGCGGGAUUCCUAUGACCUCAGGGUGAUGGCCACAGACUCGGGUACGCCUCCUCUUAGGGCGGAGUCCUCCUUCACCAUCCAAGUGACUGAUGUCAAUGACAACCCUCCUCUGUUCGACCAGCAGGCCUAUAGACAGACCAUUCCUGAGGUUGUGUACCCUGGGUCCUUUGUUCUUCAGGUAACAGCCAGGGACAAGGACCAGGGCCCCAAUGGGGACGUGCGAUACAGCCUACUGAAGGGCAAAAACUCUCACUCUGACUGGUUUUCAAUCGAUCCAAUUACGGGGAUCAUUACAACUGCAACUGCUCUGGACUUUGAAUCAGAGCCAGCCCCGAGUAUAACUGUUGUUGCAACGGAUGGUGGCCGCCCCCCUCUGUCGUCCAAAGUGAAGGUAGACAUUGUGCUGCAGGACGUCAACGACAACACUCCAGAGUUUCCCAAAAGGUUCUACAAUGCCUCUGUUAAAGAGAACACUGCAGCUGGAUCCUGCUUCUUAGAGGUGUCAGCCACAGACAGGGAUCGAGGGUCUUUCGGUACUAUCACCUAUGCCCUCGGCUCAAGUACUGGAAGCGCUUUGCCGUUUACCAUAGACAAGGAGACCGGACAGCUUUGCACCAGCACUGCCCUUGACCGAGAUGAUGGUUUGGACAAGUUUGACUUUACUGUCACAGCAACAGAUGGAGGUGGUUUGAGCUCAGUAGCCCAAGUGAGGGUCUCAGUGGUGGACAUCAAUGACAAUCGGCCAACAUUUUAUCCAGUCUUGUACACCGUCAGUCUGAGUACCCACAGUGCCCCAGGAACCUCCGUUGUCAAGGUGACAGCCAAUGAUCCCGAUGCGGGAGGAAACGGCAGGGUGACCUACAGCACAGCACCUGGAGGAGGCUCCACUUUCUUCACCCUCAACAAAGACACAGGAGUGAUUUCUCUCUCUCGCUCACUCCAUGGAAAAGCCAACACAGUCAUCUCCAUGGUGAUAUCGGCGGAGGACGGCGGCGGGCUGACGGCACCUGUUAAUGCCCGAGUGAAUGUGAGCGUGGUGGGAGGCUCCGUGAUGUCUCCGGUUUUUGAGCAGGGACAGUAUUUCUUCACGGUGUCCGAGGAUGUUCUCCGGGGGACGGCAGUGGGAGUGGUGCGCUCUGCUACUAAGACAGGUGCUUCUAAAGGUAUUUUCUACUCCAUCUCUUCUGGAGACCCUGAUGGCUUCUUCACAGUGGACAGUGCCUCUGGCACCAUCCGCACAGCUCUUCCUCUGGACCAUGAAACCUGCUCCAGUCUUGACCUAGAGAUCCAGGCCCGCUCCGGCUCACCUCCAGCCUAUGGCAUUAGCCGAGUGCGGAUUACUAUUUCAGACGUAAAUGACAACGCCCCCACCUUCCUCCCAUCUUCAUCAGAGUCUCUACUUUUGCCUGAGAUCACCAAAAUGGGGACAGUAAUCUACCGAAUUCAGGCCACAGACAAAGACUCUGGUCAUAACGGUCAGCUGAGCUUUGACCUGGUGUCUGCUGGGGCUGCAGGCAACAGCGGUCAGAGAACGUUUGGGGUUGACCGUGGCAGUGGCGAAAUACGUUUGAUUGGGAGUCUUUCAUAUGAAAAUGUCCCACGCUAUGAUCUUCAGGUGAUAGCCAAAGACGGGGGAGCGCCUCAGCUGAGCUCCACCUUCACACUCGUGGUGCACAUCCAAGCCCAGGAUGCAAAAGGCCCCACCUUCGACACCCUCACCUACCGAGUGGAGCUGCGAGAAAACACUCCUCUCAACACACGUUUCCUCCAGGUUCGAGCACUCAACAGAGAGGCUUCUGGGAAUGGUGGAACCCCUCCAUCUUCAUCCUCCUCGUCGAUUUCCUACCGUCUCAGGCCCGACGGCGAUGCUGCCGGAUUCGGCAUCAUGCCGGACUCGGGGUGGCUGUUUGUUCGGAACUCUCUGGACAGAGAGCUCAAAGACAUGUACCUGCUGACUGUUCUCGCCACUUCGGGUCCAGGAGGGGCCGGGAGAACUGGCAGUGCCACUGUCAGGGUGACUGUAACCGACGAGAAUGACAAUUCCCCAAGGUUGAACCAGGAGAGGGUUUUCCUGGCUGUCAGAGAGAACCUGCUGGCAGGAACGGGUUUCGGUAGGGUGUCUGCGACCGACAGAGACGCCGGACUAAACGCUCGGCUCACGUACAGACUGCUGCACUCAGACCAGCACUUUCAGAUCAACUCACAAACAGGUGAGAUCAGCACUCGCCUCGGCCUGGACCGAGAGCAGCACUCCAGCUAUCAGCUUGUGGUGGUUGUACAGGACGGGGGUACGCCUCCCCGCAGCGCCACAGGGACCGCCCACAUCACCGUGGUGGAUGAGAAUGACCACCCACCCAGCUUCACUCAUGCCAGACCCGACAGGGAGCUGCUACUUCAGGUGACCGAGGGGCUUCCGUCUGGGACGUUGGUGGGAACGCUGAUGGCCAAAGACCCAGAUGAGGGAGAGAAUGGCACCGUGUUCUACUCUUUAUCAGGUCCUAGAGCAGAGCGCUUCUCCCUGAACCCCAACAGUGGCGAGCUGAGGACCGCUUCGCCGCUGAGGUGGGCCGAACGAGCCGAGUACGUCUUUACAGUGACUGCUGCAGACCACGGCACUCCAGGCCUCAGCUCCACCUGCCAGAUACGCGUACAGGUUCUCAGCUCCUCCAGGUCUGCCCCCAAGCCCAAUGUCCUCUCUAUGACCCUGAACACAGUUGAAGGGGCCGCUCCAGGCUCUGUUAUCGGCUCAGUGCGUCCUGUUAAUCAACACGAAUCAGCUGUUCUGGAAGGACAGGUGACCUACCUGGUGGUGGGAGGGACCGACCAGGACGGCACUUUCAUGGUGGACCGUCUAAAGGGCGACGUGUAUCUGGUGCGAGAGCUGGACUACGAGAAGGGGUCGAGAUACACCCUGCACAUCGAGGUGUCUGACUUCUCUCAGGCGUUUCCCAUCAGCCGACUGGUGAAGCUCGACAUCAAUGUACAGGAUAGUAACGACCAUGCCCCCGAGUUCUCCGAAGAUCCCGUUACAGUUGUGAUCCCAGAGAACGUGGAGCCGGGGGCUUCCAUAUACACGUUCCAGGCAUUAGAUCAGGAUGGCAGUGGGCCAAACAGUGACCUUCGUUAUUCCAUCGAGCACCGCUGGCCCGCCAUGUCUGACCUCCUGAUCCUGGACCCAUCUAGUGGAGUUCUGUCACUGGGGCAGAAGUUGGAUCAUGAGACCACACCUUCCCUCUACCUCGUUGUGCGGGCCACAGACCAGGCGGUGGAUCCCUCUAAGAGGCGAUGGGGUUCCGUCACCGCUCGGCUGUUUGUGACGGAUGAAAACGACAACGCUCCAGUCUUUAGCUCUCCGUCUGCAGUCAGCGUCAUGGAGGAUCAAUCUGUUGGGUUUGUGAUUUUGUACGUGGUGGCGCGAGAUAAAGACGAGGGAGAGAACGGCAGAGUAUCGUACAAAAUCCGAGCAGGCAACGGCGCUGGUCACUUUAGUCUGAAUCCCAACACAGGUUCCCUCUCCAUCCUUAAAGUUCUGGACCGGGAAGAGCAAGACGUCUUUAAUCUAACAGUUGUAGCGGAGGAUCAUGGGAUACCUCGGCUCUCCACCACUCAGGUACUGUGUGUGCAGGUGAUUGAUGUGAACGAUGAAGCUCCAGUCUUCCAGCAGCAAGAGUUUGAGGCACAGGUGACGGAAAAUCAAGAACCUGGAACCACAGUGCUGACUGUGGCUGCCACAGACCGGGAUCAAGGUUCUAACGGUCAGAUAACAUAUGGAGGUGUGACGGAGGAAGGUUUCAUCAUUAAUCCUGUGACAGGUGUCAUCACCACCACAAAGGAACUUGAUACAGAAACUCAGCAUCACUACACACUCACUGUGUAUGCCAGAGAUGGAGGUCUGCCUCCUAAUUUUGCCAAGGCGGUAGUCCGUGUGGACGUGCUGGACGUUAAUGACAACGCUCCGGUCUUUGCCAAACUGUGGUACGGAUUGAAAGUACCAGAAAACCAGGCGCCUGUUGAACUUUGUUUCCUUAAGGCCACAGAUCCAGACUCGGGUCCGGGUGGAGAACUAGAGUACAGAAUUACUGCAGGGGACCCUGAUGGAGAUUUUCAACUCCACCCUGGCACAGGCGCCCUGUCCACCUCACGCAACCUCGAUAGGGAGAAAAAAGCUGAAUAUAACCUGGACGUGGUGGCCAUGGACAGAGGUAGCCCUGCUCUCAGCGCUACUGCAGCGGUACAAGUCAAAGUGCUGGACGUCAAUGACAACAGCCCUGCCUUUACGAGGAGUAGUUACACGGCGGAGGUUUCUGAGGAUGCUAAAGAGGGUUCUAAAGUCCUGGAGGUAUCAGCUGUAGAUGCUGAUGAGGACUUUAAUGGGAAGGUUCUGUACUACCUCAGCCCAGAGGCACACGGAGCAUUCGCUGUGGAUGGGAACACAGGUCGCAUCACGACAUCUGCCCCUCUGGAUAGAGAAAAAAUGGCGUCAUACACCUUCCAGGUGUUUGCUGUUGACCUUUCACCUUCUGCCCCAAGGAACUCCUCAGCUCAGGUAAAGGUCACCGUCCUCGACAUCAACGACAACGCUCCCCUCUUCAUACAAGAUCCGCUGAUCAUCGAAGUGUCCAGCAAGCGUUCCCCGCAGGUUUUGGCCACCAUGAAAGCUGAGGAUAAGGACUUUGGAGCCAACGGUUCUGUGUUUUAUCGCUUUGCCACCCCUGUGAAGGGCUUCAGUAUCAACUCCCUGACUGGGGAGAUUCAGGCCACUGAACCCCUGAGAGAUCUUACUCAGGCUCAGAGGACCCUGAUAGUGGAGGCCAUGGACCAGGGCAGCCCAGCGCAGUCCGCUCAGGGGGUGGUGGUGAUUUACGUCAAGGAAGUGGAGUAUUACGGCAUCCGAUUCUCUAGGAAUGCCAUAGAUGUUAGCAUCCAAGAAAACGCAGCAAAAGGCACAGCUGUUGCUCAGGCUCAAGCGCAGCUUCCAGAUGGUACGGGUAAAGGGAUUAGCUACAGCCUCUUCAGUGGAAACAGAAAGCACGCCUUCAGUAUCAGUUCUGCAACGGGUGAAAUUUGGGUGGAGAGUUCCAACGGACUCGACUUUGAGGACAAUCCGAGACUCCGCCUCGUAGUAAAAGCUGAAACCGUGACCUCCACAUCCUUCAUGGCUUUCAACUUAGUCCUACAGGAUGUGAACGACAACCUUCCUCGCUUCCAGCUGCAGAAUUAUGUGGCCUACAUGAAAGAAGCACAAGGAUAUGAGAUGCCAAUCAUACAGGUGGUGGCUGAGGAUGUAGAUCAAGGCCAGAAUGGUCAGGUGACUUAUUCCAUCCAAUCAUCAGUCAUGAGUGGCCUGUUCAAGAUUGACCCAGUCACAGGAAGCAUCACCACAGCAGCCAUCAUGGACCGGGAGAUCUUCACACAAACCAAGCUUGUAGUUACAGCGACUGAUAGAGGAAGUCCACGACUGGCCGGUUCUGCCACUCUAACAGUGAUAAUCGUCGACCAGAAUGACAACAGCCCUACUAUUCCCUUGCCUCAGGAGAUCCGCAUCCCAGAAAACACGCUGAUAGGAACAGAAAUCACCCUCGUGACAGGCAACGACGUUGAUUCCAGUCCUGCCCUUUCCUACUCCUUGAAGCUUGAUCCAACAGCUUUAGAGAAAUUUGGGAUUCAUCGCUACAGUGGUGGCGUGUCUUUGACUGGUUCUUUAGACUUUGAGGAGAAGACGUGGUACACGGUGACUGUCAGAGCUACAGACAGCCAACACCAAACGGAGGCUAACAUCACCAUAGUGGUGGAGGAUAUUAACGACAAUGCACCUGUGUUCACCCAUGACCUCUAUCAAGUUACCCUGCCUGAGCAGACACCACCUGGAAGUGCAGUUAUCACAGUGACAGCCACUGACAGGGACUCCGGAGAUAACGGGAGGAUCACCUACAGGGUCAUGUCUUCCACACAGGAGGGGUUCUACAUAGACCCCAGAAAUGGGACCUUGUUCAUUAACCACCGAGCAGAGUUUGACCCCGAGCGACCAUCAGUCAACAUCGUUAUCGAAGCUCGUGAUGGAGGUGAACCUCCUCUCUCUUCCCUCACUACAAUCCAAGUUCAAAUCUCUGAUAUCAAUGACAAUGCCCCAGUAUUUCACCAGUCAGAGUACAGAGCGACUGUUUCAGAGGACGCCAUCGCAGGUGCAACAAUUCUGACUUUUGAGGCCUUCGACAGCGAUCUUUCAAGAGACAACUGUGGCUUUGACUUUGCCAUCGCCAGUGGGAAUGAGGGAAACGCCUUCCAGAUUGAAAGCAGUGUGCGCUUCUUGGAAGGGCGGGGCUUUCAAACUGUCGGAACUCUCCUGUUGGCUGAGGGGCUUGAUUUUGAAACAAAGCCACUCUAUAAUCUCACAGUGGUGGUGUCGGACCGCGGCGUGCCCCAGAGGAGCUCCAGCGUUGCUGCAGUGAUAAACAUUGCUGAUGUAAAUGAUAAUCCUCCGGUGUUCAGCAGAACAGAGUACACUGUGUCCCUCAGUGAGGGAGCAGCCUCUGGUACUGAGAUUAUACGACUGACAGCAACAGACUUUGACUCAACUCCCAAUGCUGAAGUCCAGUACAUCAUCAGUUCUGGUGAUGAUGUGAACUUGUUCUCCAUUGACCAGUGGACUGGAGCAUUGCGGCUUCAGCAACAGCUAGAUCGGGAACAUCAAUCCACACAUACUGUAAUUAUUCAAGCUACCGAUGGUCUUGGUCACUUUGCGCUUGCUCCAGUCAUCGUUGAGGUUAAAGACGUAAACGACAACCAUCCAUUCUUCCCUGUGGAGGUCCUGACAGCUAGCAUCCGGGAAAACCAGCCAGCAAACUCAGCCGUGACUGUUCUUCAUGCCAUUGACCAUGACACGGGGGUGUUUGGCCAACUGAAAUACUACAUGGUCGAGAGGUCAGGAGCAGGAAAAGACAGCUUUGCUGUGGACCACAGUUCUGGAGAAAUCAGAAGCAAAGUUCCUUUUGACUUUGAAAAGAUCAACUCUUUCAAUUUUGAAGCGCUGGCUGUAGAUUCGGGGAAUCAUUCCGCUACUGUAACUGUACAGGUCUUUGUCACCGGUGAGGAUGAGUAUGAUCCACUUUUCACAUCUGCUGAUUUUACUUUUGAAGUUCCAGAGGGAGCCAAGAAAGGCCAGAUCAUCGGCCAGGUUCAAGCAAACGAUGAGGAUGGAGGUGUGGACGGGAUAGUUCUCUACUCUCUAACUUCCAAUUCACCAUAUUUUGACGUCAACAAAACAACUGGUGUGAUUUUUCUGAAGUUGGACAAUUCAGGCAGUCGUAGUGCCAGUGGAUCAGGUCGGACGAAACGGGAAACUAGGGUAAUGACCCUAGAUGUCAAAGCACACAGUCCACUUGACACAUCUCGCUCUGCAACAGCCCAGAUCUCCAUUGAUGUCACAAACACCAACUUCGGCCUGGCGGCUGACGUGAACAUCCUGCUCAUCAGCAUUAUAGCUGUGUCACUUGGCUUCAUCAUAUUGCUUGUUGUCAUGGCUGUGGUAGUGUUUGUUGUCAAGUCACGAAGGAGGAAGAAAGGCCAGGAUGCUGGAAAUAGAACUCUCGCAUCAGGAAAUGCUUUGAAGAAACUGGAUGAAACAGGACCGGGAGGAGACAGUAUUUACCACCAGACUUUGCCAGGUUAUGCUGGUGAUCAGGGUGGGCCUGGCGGUGGGUCUUACACUAGGGGGGGUUCUUUGGAUCCCUCUCACUCUAGUGGAAGAGGUUCAGCGGAGGCAGCAGAGGAUGAUGAGAUUAGAAUGAUUAACGAGUACCCCCGUGUUGCCUCUAUUACCUCGUCUAUGCAGGAACACAUCUCAGCCAGAGGACCAGACUCUGGAAUCCAGCAAGAUGCAGAUCAGCUUUCCGAUAUUUCCUGUGAGCCCGCUGCUUUGGAAGGCAGCACCUGGUUCAAAGGAAAGAAACUGGGAGGCAGUCUGAGUGGGACUUUACUUUCUGGUCAGCUUCCAGUUUAUCGGGAUGAAGGAAGUAGUUACCUAGGAGUUGGCCGUGGUUUGAACAUUUCCCUUCCCAAGGAUUACGCGUUCCCAGAAGAUGGUAAACCUUCAGUGGAUGGUUCCCUCACUGCUAUUGUUGCAAGUGAUGAGGAGCUUCGUGGGAGCUAUAACUGGGACUACCUUCUCAACUGGUGCCCUCAGUUCCAACCCCUUGCUAAUGUCUUCACUGAGAUUGCGAGGUUGAAAGAUGAAACUGCUCAACAGAGUCAGAACCCCCGUCAGCCCUUCCAGCCCAAGCCCAAAGUGGAUCCCAAACCAAGAAUUGACCCUCCACCACUCAUCACAUCCGUGGCUCACCCAGGGGCCAUGUCAGUUCCCCCUAAAGUCCCUGUGAUUGGGCGGACAUUCCCCCAUUUAUCCUCACUCCGAAGGUCCCCAAUAAGUCAUGAGGGAUCUAUUUCAUCAGCAGCAAUGUCUCCGAGCUUUUCGCCAUCAUUGUCCCCUUUGGCGGCUCGAUCUCCAGCUGUUUCUCCAUUUGGAGUCAACCAAGGACCCUCAGCAUCUAUGAUCAGCACAAGGGAGCCCUCGCUUGACCGGAGUCCUGAUCACGAGAUGAGAAUAUGAUUGGGAAGGGAAAAUUAAAACCAUAAGGAAUUUUAUGUAGACUUCCUGAAAAAAGCACUACAUACCACACUUCAUAGGAUUUCAGAGAACUUCUUAAAAACGAAGGCUUUAUAAACAACCAGCUCUACAUUUGUUUUCAAGGAUCUAACCAAGUUAAUUUGGGGGCUAUAAAACACCCACAAAGUAACAAACGAUCAUCCUCUGAAAUACUCGUAGUUCUUCUUCGGAUGGUUGGCGGCGUUGACGGAAUACUCAGAUGUGGAAGCAUGGCUGGUUUGAUAGGACCAGCCAAACCCUUACAUUUUGAAAUUGACGCAGGUCUCUGUGAACUGGUCAGUCAUGAUGGGAACCAACCUCUUCGUGAGAGUGUGCACUCACCAUGCCCUGCAGUCAGAUAUCUCUUAGUUUGUAGAUAGUUGUAUAGUUUUCAUGUUACCUUGCUGGCUGGCCAGAGAUCUAAGGACCUUGUCCCUCUCUUGUGUUUGUGGACAUUUUUUACACUCCAGUAUUGAACACGUGGCUGCUUCUGAAAUGGCCUCUGGACACGAGCAAACGAACAAUGUGCUUUCACUAGAACUCUUUGAAAUGCCAAGGCAUCCCAAAGAGGGACAAGCAAUGGAGAUGAUUGUUUUCCUCUCCGAUUCAAAGUGUCACUUCCUAUAAUUUGACUUUUAUUUUUAUAUUUUUAUAAAAAUAUAUGAUUUCAGGUUUGUUAUUCCACAUGGAGAGGUUUUUGUUUCUGUGUAUUUGCAUGUAUGUAUAUUUGUGUGUAUCUCUUAUGUUUUUAGAGACUUAUGUCGAGUGUGAGUGGGAGAAGUUUGUUUUUGUAGAAUUAUUUAUAUGAAAAGAAAAUGUUCCGCCACAAUUUAACAUUAAGAAAUUGAGCACAGGUCAGUUUAUGCUGGUGUUUUGAAUUGUUUUCUUUUUUUUCUUGUCAAAUCAUCGAUCAUUUGAAAUCCAGAAUGGACACUAAAUGUUAUUUUCAUGCACAAAGAUAUGUUCCCGUUGUGAUUCAGGGACUCUAAUUUGCAGGUCACCUUUGUGUCUUUGAGGAAAAAGUGCUUCCUGAGCUUGAUUACACCAUUCAUUAACUUAGAUGCAUUUAACUGUGAAAUUGAUCAUCUCAGCUCAGUGGAAAUAACAUGCUAUGACAAAGCUGAGAUUCUCACAGGAAAAAGUGGAUUAACUUGUGGAAAAUGUAGCGUAUGAGCCAAACAGAUGGGAAUCAAAAGCCUCUGUGCAUGAGUCCUCGUGAAAGUACAAGAAACCAGUGCAGUAUUUAUGACCCAUGUUUUUUAUUUCUGAGUCUUUUUGAACUUUGUCAGCCACAUGAUGAGGUAUUUUUUCAAGGUUUUACAUAUUUAACGUAUCUGCACCUUUUUUUUUUUUUUUUUUUUUUUUUGUACCACUCAUAGUCAGAGUUUUCAGCCAAUGGGCUUGAAAAGUGCUAUUGUCAUUCUUUUCAUGUGCAUUAGUCAAUCUGGGCUGCUCUGAAUAAUUUAGGGUAGGUGCAGUGUCAGGAUGACUCAUGCAAAGCCGACACUGAUAUAUCCCAAAGCAACACAUGCUGAGAAUCUUAGCAGCACAAAAUACUUUAGUAUUAUUCAUAAACACUUCUGUGUAGCAUAGCUUCAAUUUGAAAUUCAAUGCCAGUGAUUUAUCAAAGGAAAAAAUGGCCAAAAUACGUGAAACGAAAUGAACAAAGAAAACAAGCUGUACAUGUAUUCAAAGCAAAAAAUAAAUUCCUACUGAUCGUUUUUGACAAA